CUACUUUAGUAUGACGGUAGUUUUUUGUGAUUACUUUAUGCUGCAACUAAAGUAGUAUUCCAGAAUUCAAUAUUAUCCUUCGUUACCAACAUUAAAUAACUUGUAUUGAAUAUUCUGGAAUCUAUAUAACUUAAAUUGCUGAUAACGCUUACACAUUAUGUGUACAUGUAUUAAGUUUAAUGGACUAACUAGUCUUUGUUCUACCUGUGAUUUACACACAUGUGAUCUUACGAGUAGUACUUAAACUUGGCUAUCUUGUCUUGAACUAUUUAAAUUAAUUAUCAGAUUCAAGAGUAGCUACCUGAUGCCUACCGCAUGUACCUGCAGAUGGGUGCAGUGGAAAUUAUGAUGAAAACUCUAAGAAUGAGAUAAAGCAAUAGAGAAGUUUAUAAUCCUUUCAAUGACCUGUACUUAAUAUUCUGCUUUUAAGGUAUGUUCGGGAAACCCAAUUAUAAAAACAUUAGAAGUAGCAAAUUUAAUAACUCCUUAUGAAUGCGCAGAUGGAUAAGGUGCAAAUAGUGUGGAAGACUGUAAUAUUGAUCUGAAACAAAUAAGCAUUGUAGGAUUGUUCUAUUUAGCAACGAAAAUAUACUACUCUUUGUGAAUCAUGG
Paramecium octaurelia is the source of this 611-nucleotide messenger RNA. The record is from the annotation of a GenBank genome assembly. NCBI's taxonomy places the organism in Eukaryota, Ciliophora, Oligohymenophorea, Peniculida, Parameciidae.